AUGGGCAGUAAUGCUGACAUGGAAUCCGCUAUCAAGAAGGCGACCAAAUUUGUCUCCAAAUUGACUCUUGCCGAGAAAGCUGGUAUGGUUACUGGAGCUGUCACUAGUGGAGGUUGUACCGGUAACAUAGCUCCAAUCGAACGCAUUGGAUUUCCCGGUCUAUGUGUUUCGGACGGUCCUGCUGCUGUUAACCCUGCGGAUCUCGUCAGCAUUUUCCCCGCUGGGGUGACUACCGCUGCGAGUUGGGAUCGAGAUCUUAUAUAUAAACGUGCAUUUGCUCUCGGUUCUGAAUUCAGAGGAAAAGGCACGAAUAUUGCUCUUGCGCCAGUUGGUGCUGCACUUGGCCGACAUCCUCUCGGCGGUACGAACUGGGAGGGGUUUGGCCCCGAUCCCUAUCUCAGUGGCACAUCAAUGGCUCUGACCAUCAAAGGAAUGCAGAGCGCCGGAGUCCAAACUAGUUCCAAACAUUUCAUCGGCAGCGAGCAAGAAACACACAGAUAUGACAUAUCGUCUAACAUCGAUGAUCGGACACUUCAUGAGCUUUACCUGUGGCCAUUCGCUGAAGCCGUAAAAGCUGGAACUGCAUCAAUCUUGUGCAGCUAUAACCGCAUCAACCAAACCCACAGCUGUGAAAACUCAGAACUCCUGAAUCAUAUCUUGAAAGAAGAAUUGGGUUUCCAGGGGUAUGUAAUGUCUGACUUCUUUGCUACGAAUUCAGGGGUAAAGUCCAUUCACGCCGGUCUUGAUCUGAAUGUUCCAGGCGUUAUUAACGCUGGCGCAACAAAGUCAUAUUUUGGAGACCACGUUAUAAAAGCUGUAAACAACGGCAGUGUAUCACUAGCCCGUGUAGACGAUAUGGUGCGCCGAAUCAUGACUCCAUACUUUCUUCUAGGCCAAGACCAAGGAUAUCCAACAACCGAUUUAUCAGUGGGCUGCUUACAAUCCUGCGGCACACGUUUUGAGCCGGGCUGUAUUAACAACCAGACUUGCAACAUUCCUGCUCGUGAUGUCCGCAGUGACCACGCAUCCCUGAUACGUAAACUGGGCGCAGCUGGCACUGUUAUGCUCAAAAAUACCAACUCCGCGCUUCCUCUUCGAGCACCAAAAACCAUUGGUGUGUUUGGGAAUGAUGCUGCUGAUCUAACCGAUGGUCUGGCAUUCGUGCAACCCCUUCCCGAGGAAGGGUUCGAUAUUGGAACCCUGGAUAUUGGCGGAGGACCUGGCUCAGGUCGACACACAUAUGUCGUAUCUCCUCUAGAAGCCAUCAAAGUUCGAGCCCGGAAAAUUGCUGCGAAAGUCCAGUAUGUCACCAACAAUGCUGUGCUUUCCUCCAACGACUUCCAUGGCAUCUACCCCGUACCGGAAGUUUGUCUUGUAUUUCUGAAAACUUACGGCGCAGAAGAACAAGACCGCACGUCUUUUGAACUGUCCUGGAAUUCCACAAUGGUUGUCAAUAAUGUGGCUUCGCAUUGCCCAAACACCGUCGUGGUUACACAUUCCGGAGGCGUGAACACCAUGCCUUGGGCGACGAAUCCAAAUGUCACAGCCAUCCUAGCCGCGCACUAUCCGGGACAAGAAACGGGCAACUCGAUCGUGGAUAUCCUGUGGGGCGAUGUCAACCCCUCAGCAAAACUGCCUUACACUAUCCCUGCCAAAGAAUCUGAUUAUCACAUACCAAUCGUCAACUCGACUUCUCCAAGUGGUGACUGGCAGUCCGACUUUACCGAAGGGUUAUUUAUUGAUUAUCGACAUUUUGAUGCAAAUGAUAUUACACCUUUAUUUGAAUUUGGGUACGGAUUGAGUUAUACAACUUUUGAUAUUACUUCCCCGUUAUCCAUUACUACACUUUCAAAAAGUAUAACAGCAUUGCCGGAUCCCUCACGAAUCGUUGAACCAGGAGGGAAUCCUGAUCUCUGGACAUAUCUCCUCAGUGCCGAAACAGCAGUCUCCAACACAGGCCCUGUGGUCGGCUCCGCCGUUGUUCAACUUUACAUUUCUUUUCCACGGAAUACAGUCCCAAAAGAUACGCCAGUUAAGGUGCUUCGCGGCUUCGAUAAAGUGAGCUUAGAGGUUGGGGAAAAGAAAAGUAUAAGUUUUGAUUUAAUGAGACGAGAUGUUAGUUUUUGGGACACAGUAGCACAGGACUGGCGGCUUCCUGAUGGCGAAUUUGAAUUAACUAUUGGCUUUAGUUCGAAGGAUCUGCAGAUUAGUAAAACAGUAACUUUUCUUUGA
Molecule: messenger RNA, 2232 nt
Organism: Lachnellula hyalina
Lineage: Eukaryota; Fungi; Ascomycota; Leotiomycetes; Helotiales; Lachnaceae
Product: putative beta-glucosidase G
Exons: 2
Coding region: 1-2232 (743 amino acids)
Biological process (GO): glucan catabolic process
Molecular function (GO): beta-glucosidase activity
Source: RefSeq, a predicted model, not a curated record